AUGGAGGAGGACCCCAAACCUACAACACCCUCACCUCCGCAGGCCAGCGGAGAGGUGAAGGUGACAGCUACUGGUUUGACCAAGCAGCAGCAGCAAAGGGUAGCGGCUCACAGUCACAUCCGUUCUCUGGGCUUGGCUGCAGAUGGCACAGCAUUGCCGCAGGGGGGCGGUAUGGUUGGUCAGCUGGAGGCGAGGGAGGCUGCAGGCAUUAUUGUUGAACUCAUAAAGGCUGGCAAGCUUGCCGGUCCAGUCAGUUCUGGGAAGACGGCUCUGGCUAUGGGCAUUUGCGGGCAGUUGGGAACGGGCGUCCCCUUCGUGCCGUUGGCGGCAUCAGCUGUUUACAGCAGCGAAGUGAAAAAGACAGAAGUGCUUCUUGAGCACUGCAGAAGGGCCCUAGGCCUCCGCAUACGAGAGGUUAAAGAGGUCUUUGAGGGAGAGGUCGUUAAACUUGCCGCGGAGGAGGCUGAAAACCCUCAUGGGGGCUUCGGUAAAUGCAUCAGCGCAGUGAUGCUGACGCUGAAAACUGUAAAGGGAGUGAAAACGCUCCGCCUGGCGCCGCAGCUGCAUGACGCACUGCAGAAGGAAAAUGUCCGCGUUGGCGACGUUGUGUUUAUUGAAGCGAAUACAGGCAUUGUGAAGCGUGUAGGUCGCAGUGACGCGUUUGCGACGGAGUUCGAUCUUGAGGCAGAGGACUUCGUUCCUGUUCCCAAGGGCCAAGUGGAGAAGAGGAAAGAAGUCGUUCAAACCGUGUCCCUGCAUGAUCUUGACGUCGCCAACUCCAAACCCCAGGGAGGCACGGACGUCAUUUCUAUGAUGGGUGCCUACAUGAAGCCACGCAAAACUGAAAUAACAGAGCGGCUGAGGGAGGAGAUAAACAAGACAGUGAACAAAUACAUUGAACAAGGAGUAGCACAACUGAUUCCUGGAGUUUUGUUUAUCGACGAAGUACACAUGCUGGAUAUCGAAUGCUUUUCAUUCCUAAACCGCGUCUUGGAGUCGCCGAUGAGUCCAGUAAUCAUUUUCGCAACGAACCGGGGAGUCAGCACUGUUCGUGGCACGGAUUCCGUGGAGCCCCACGGCAUGCCCGUGGACCUUCUCGAUCGGCUGCUUAUAAUAAAGACAAAGCCCUACACAGUUUCAGAGGUAGUGCAAGUAAUACAACUGCGCGCACAAGUUGAGCGCGUCAGCCUGUCCCCCGGCGCACUGGAAGCCAUCGGGCAGAUCGGCGCGCAAACAUCUUUGCGCUUUGCGCUGCAACUUUUAGAACCCUGCCGUCUUGCGGCGGAGGCUCGAGGUUCAGAAGUAGUCGAGGAGAGUGAUGUUGCAGACGUCGACGCUUUAUUCCUUGAUGCGAAGGCCUCUGCUCUGCGGCUUGCCGAACAGGCGCAUCGCUUCCCGUCCUAG
This is a messenger RNA of Eimeria maxima, 1404 nucleotides long. RefSeq names its product RuvB-like 1, putative. Bases 1 to 1404 code for a protein of 467 amino acids. Gene Ontology annotation, biological process: box C/D snoRNP assembly; regulation of transcription by RNA polymerase II; chromatin remodeling. Gene Ontology annotation, cellular component: NuA4 histone acetyltransferase complex; Ino80 complex; R2TP complex. The transcript has 9 exons. Gene Ontology annotation, molecular function: DNA helicase activity; ATP binding; ATP hydrolysis activity. NCBI's taxonomy places the organism in Eukaryota, Apicomplexa, Conoidasida, Eucoccidiorida, Eimeriidae. The record is from RefSeq and is a predicted model, not a curated record.